ACAAAAAGUGCGUAAUAACAGAAUUUUGAACUCAAGAUUAACGGCUCUUAUCACGAACAUUUGAACCAUUUCAACUUUUUACUGACUAUAUUUGUCCAUUUUAAUUAAGACAGGACAUCAUGAAGGUCGUCAUAUUACUCGCUAUUCUUAUCAUAGGUGUGAGCUGUUUCCCGGAGAAGCGGUCUCUGAAUGGAUGUAACAGUUUUUGUCCGAUGUACAUCAUUGAGUUUUGUGGGUCUGAUGGUAAGACAUACAACAGCAACGAAUGUUUCCUGAAAUCACAAUGGUGCAAUGAGGGAAGGAACGAUUUUGAGAGUUUUUCAACUCUGCACAUGGGAGCUUGUACUGGGCAGGAGCUAUUAGAAAAGACCACAACUUCAGCAUAGUUAUGAAAUGACUGUAAUUAAGUUGUUGGCGAGAUUUGAAAACGAAAAAAUAAACAAUUGAUAUUAAAAAUAAA
This is a messenger RNA of Ruditapes philippinarum (Manila clam), 460 nucleotides long. Its product is annotated as turripeptide Ici9.2-like. The transcript is spliced from 3 exons. The record is from RefSeq and is a predicted model, not a curated record. Gene Ontology annotation, molecular function: protein binding. Lineage: Eukaryota; Metazoa; Mollusca; Bivalvia; Venerida; Veneridae. The coding region runs from base 120 to 386 and encodes 88 amino acids.